Molecule: messenger RNA, 1297 nt
Organism: Dunckerocampus dactyliophorus (ringed pipefish)
Lineage: Eukaryota; Metazoa; Chordata; Actinopteri; Syngnathiformes; Syngnathidae
Gene: ttc36
Product: tetratricopeptide repeat domain 36
Exons: 4
Coding region: 145-855 (236 amino acids)
Biological process (GO): cilium assembly
Molecular function (GO): protein binding
Source: RefSeq, a predicted model, not a curated record
GCACGCCCCCGGCUUUCACAAAAGCCGGCAUCAUUUCUGAGGAGCCGCAGGGCAACGAGACUGACUGUGACAAUGAUGACAAGAUGAGGACUUUGAUGGAUUUGUGGAUGAGGAUUGAUCAAAAAAUAACUUAAGCACACACAGAUGUUGCGCAAAGUCCACCCCCACAGCCGCCCCCUCACCCCAUUGGCUGUGUGCUUGUUUUGGCCGAGCGGCCCAUCACUCCACCCUGCUGUGAGCUACUGUUGCUUCUUUAUGUCCUUUGCUUCCUUCGCGAUGGCGUCAGCACACGACAGAGCGGUCCUGCAGGCCAUCUUCAGCCCCACCACCCCCUUUGGAGAUGUCCCCGGCCUGAACCAGGAGCAGGACUUGAGGGAUGACGACAGUUCCUUUGACGCCGACUCUCUGAGGCAAGUAAAGGACUUGGAGGAACGCGGCGUCUUGGCGGCCGAGACCGGGGACUUGCAGGAGGCUCUUCGGAUGUUCUGCCGAGCCAUUCGGGUCCUUCCUCAGCGAGCGUCUGCCUACAACAACCGGGCACAGGUGCUACGACUGCAGGGCAACACGGCAGGAGCGCUGGAGGACCUGGACAGCGCCAUCUCCCUGAGCGGGGGCCGAGGACGGACGGCCUGCCAGGCGCUGGUGCAGCGAGGCCUCCUGCGCAGGCUGGCGCGGCAGGAUGACGAGGCCCGGGCGGACUUCCAGAAGGCGGCGGCCCUGGGGAGCGAGUUUGCCCGGCAGCAGGCGGUGAUGUUGAAUCCUUACGCGGCGCUUUGCAACAAGAUGCUGUCCGAGGUCAUCGACAAGCUGCGCAACCCUCAGGCGUCUGCAACACGCGCUGCAGAUGACCUGUGACCUCAUCCCAUCAAUAAACUAACAUUUUAUUUACAAGUACAAUGUCAUCAUAAAAACUAUCAUGGCCAUCUUCACUCAGUAUGUUCGGGCAAUUUAACGUUUUACCAGCAGGUGGCAGUGUCAGGCAACCUGAGAGAUGCACAUCUUAUUUUAAUUACAUGUAUUCAUUUGAAUUAUCAUCAUUUUAUUAUUACUUGAAUAAAUACUUCAUUCAUCAUUUUUUAUUUAAUUAAUUAAGUCAAAUAUUUUAUUUUUUAGAAUUUAUGUAUAUUAUGUGUCCAGACUGUAGGAACAACACAAAGAUAAUCAUCCUCAUAUUCAUCAUUUACCAAUAUGAUUACUAUUGUGGUUGUAAUUGACAAUUGUGCAUAACAGCAUCUCAUCAUAAAGUUUUUAUUUAAUUUUAUAUUUAUUCAAUGUAUGUUUUAUUUAUAUUUAUUGA